GACCCCCCUCCAGUACACUUACUGCCCUAGCUUAGCGACUCAUGGUGAGAAGUCCAUGCUAUGUCCGCCAAUCCACAUCUCGGAGUAGCGUCUUCCCAAUCACCAACGCAGAAGUCGAAAUACGAAUUCACUGAAACUCAGGACUGGUUCAGCGGCCAUGAACCAACAUGGAAGUCAUUGAUCCUUCAGGUCACCGCGUCCAAACCCAGAGCUCUCGAAAUAGGAUCCUGGGAAGGCAGAUCUGCAGUAUUCUUGAUCGAGAAUUUGACCAAAGAUGAGGGUCACAUCACCUGUAUCGACCAUUUCGAUCUCGAACGGACCCCUGAGGGCAUCGAAAGGCUGAGGAAGAUAAGGAAUAACCUCGCCCUCGCUGGAGGUCCCCAUAGGAUCAUCGACGAUUUCAGUUUACCUGCGCUUAACAUGUUGCUCCAUGAGGCUCUUCCUCAAAAGGAUCCGGGCUUCGACUGGAUUUACAUUGAUGGGUCGCAUGAAGCAGAUGACACGUUGCUCGAUGGAGAACUAGCUUGGCGCCUAGCAAAGAAGAAUGCGAUUAUCAUAUUUGACGAUUAUGACUGGAAGGCGCAACCGGUGGAGAGUCGUCACCAUCCCCGACGAGGGAUCGAUGCAUUUAUGGCAGUCCAUGAAGGGGAAUAUGAAGUCCUUCCCUCAGAUUACCAAAUGAUUCUUCGCAAGACGUCGGAUAUGAGAAUCGGCUUUUUGUCCAAAGAUACAAAGGAGUUUAGCCGGGAAGGAUUUGAGUAUGGGAUUAACUUGGCGGUAACGACUAACAACGAAUAUGCAAUGCCAGCAGCUGUUGCUCUUCAUACAGUCAUUGCGAACACCCCAGGCCGCAUCUCGAUUUACAUCCUCCAAUACGAACUAAGCGAAGACAAUCAAAGGAAGCUUCGAGCAUCGGUUUCUUCGCGCGAUGAAGUGACCCUUCGCUUCAUUCGGCUUCCGAAGAGCAGCCUAUAUUGUACCCUCGGCCCACAGUGGGGGAAGAUAGAUGCUGUCAGCUGGGUACCAGUCGAGAGGGUAAUCUAUCUUGAUGCAGACGUCCUAGUCCGUAAAGACGUCUCAGCUUUGUGGGAUUCAGAUCUCCAAGGGGCGAGCCUAGGUGCCGUGCAGGACGUUGGAAUUCCGAUGCGGGAUGGAUCUCCCUACUUCAACUCAGGGGUGCUCUUGAUGGACCUGGCAAAGAUUCGAGAAGACAGGGAAGCGCUGCUUCGCGUGUGUCACAGCCUGAAAGAUUCACCGGUGCAUGAGCAAGACGCUCUGAAUAAACACUUCAAAUCAAGGUGGCGGGCGCUUGACUUCCGUUGGAACGCGCAAGGCCUUGGAACAUAUGCCAACAUGCCAUCCGCGGAACGGGAUGGCUUGGAUCUUGAACGCAUGAAGAUAGAGCCGUACAUUGUCCAUUUUACUGGACCGUUGCAUCCUAGUAUGGCGGAUAUAAUUAAUCCCUGGGUGCAGCCAUACACUGCCAAGCCUUGGGGAUAUGCAGGAGCCCCGGGCCACCCUUUCGCGGGUGAGUGGUGGAUGGAAUUUUCAGAGACUGAAUGGGUCUCGUGGGCGGGCUCGGAGGGGAGAAUCGAUGAGAGGAAAGCAAGAAGGAAGCAGAAGAUCGAGGAGGCUAUCGCCAAGUUCAAUAACGCUCUCGACGAGCAGGAACUCCAGGAAACGUGCGUAGUUGGAUGACCUAUUUUCUUUCACGCAUUCAGUUGAGCGAUGGUGAUAAAU
This is a messenger RNA of Cantharellus anzutake, 1740 nucleotides long. RefSeq names its product glycosyltransferase family 8 protein. Gene Ontology annotation, molecular function: glycosyltransferase activity. The transcript has a single exon. The record is from RefSeq and is a predicted model, not a curated record. Bases 61 to 1698 code for a protein of 545 amino acids. Lineage: Eukaryota; Fungi; Basidiomycota; Agaricomycetes; Cantharellales; Hydnaceae.